Messenger RNA from Penicillium lagena, 678 nucleotides. RefSeq lists its product as uncharacterized. The transcript is spliced from 2 exons. NCBI's taxonomy places the organism in Eukaryota, Fungi, Ascomycota, Eurotiomycetes, Eurotiales, Aspergillaceae. Bases 1 to 678 code for a protein of 225 amino acids. The record is from RefSeq and is a predicted model, not a curated record.
AUGGGUAUCUUCAGUCGCGCCGUCAAGGUCGCCGCCGCUGGUGGCCUGGCCUCCGUCGGCGUCUUCUUUGGCGCCACCCGUAACGACAUCUUCGAGCCCAUCGACACCUCCGACCACAUCUUCCACUCCCCCUCCUUCCACAAGUACAACCCCAACAAGAACCCAACUCUGCACGACGUCUGCGUCCGCCGCGUGCCGUUGGACAAGAUCGACCCUGCCCUGCUGGAGAAGAAGGGCAAGCUGGUCGAGGCAUUCUGCGCCGGCGUCUGGGGUGGCAUGGGAUACAUCCCCCAGCGCGCUUAUAUGGCCCGAAAGUACCAGAACCCCGAAACUGCCGACCACCUCUGGGAGCGCAAGGACCUCCUCUCGAGCACCUACGAGCUAGGCACGAUUAUCACUGAUCACUUCGAAGUGGUCGAGAAGACCGAGGACCACAUCACCGUCCGCUGUGGCGAUUCCCCACGCAUCAGAGAGGUCCGCGACUCCGAUGGACUCUUCGAGAUUGGCGCCGUCAUCAAGCAGGACCAGGGCGUUGCCGAGUUCAGUCUGAAGAGCUGCUUCUACCAAGGCCUGGGCAAAGCGGAAGCGGCUCCUAUGGGCCCAUAUGUGGCAUGGCUGCAUCGACAGUACACCAAGCUGCUGCUGGAGGCGGCGGUGCUGAAGAAGUGCAUGCGGUGA